Molecule: messenger RNA, 5361 nt
Organism: Dreissena polymorpha
Lineage: Eukaryota; Metazoa; Mollusca; Bivalvia; Myida; Dreissenidae
Product: poly [ADP-ribose] polymerase tankyrase-1-like
Exons: 13
Coding region: 700-2220 (506 amino acids)
Molecular function (GO): protein binding
Source: RefSeq, a predicted model, not a curated record
CGGGUCGCAUUCAAUGCUUAAUCACGCUUUAAGUUUUACCUAUAAUUGGCAAACAGUUGGCGGUUUGUAAUUCAUGAAGAGAUUAAGGUUUAGUGUAAAAUAAAGAGUGGCUUAUAUUUGGGCAAAUAAAGUGUGUAGUGGUAGAUAUGGUGGGACCACUUUAAAACAUAGCAAUAUUGUAAACAGAGGAGAUAAAUAGUGCAUGAGUUCUUUCAGUUUUAUUUUGAAAUAGAUCUAGUUAUAUGUUGGAUUUAUAUUACUGUUAUAUUUACUGGGGCUUUUUUUUACAGAAUAUUCGUUAAAUAAUAAUAUACAAAUAACAUAAAGACGUUAUUAAUAACAACCACGACGGCGGAUUUUAUGGAAUUGUAGACCGUCUGUUUAAAUAAUAUUCUUAUUUUGAUGGUUCCAUUUUAAUUUGAUAAGAUGAUGUGAUAUUUGUGUUACAUAAUUCACUUUCAAUAUAACAUUCUUAUUGACUGCAUACAAACGACAGACACAUAAAUAGUAUAGAGCUACGUGCAAAGUUUAGUGCAUGAAGACUUUUUAAUUACAUGAACUUGUUUCACGUGCAUACAUCAUUAUUUCGUGUUUGUUAGUCUUAGACAUGUAUGGAUAUAAAACGAGAACCGGAAAAUGACGAAAUGGAAACUUAAAGAUAGAUAGACUUCUGCGACUUACACCCAACCGAUUGCCAACAUGAUGCUGGGAGUUUUCAGCGCGGAAGAGCUCAGUCCUGAACAUGCGAAGUUAUAUGAAACCUGUUUAAAGGGAAGCAGAGAGGAUAUAAGACGCUACUGUAACCAGGGUGGCAUAGCAUCACAGUUUAUUAAGGAUGGGAUGAAUCCGAUGCACAUCGUUGCGGUGGCCGGCAGGCCGGAUGGUGAGGCGAUCUUAGGAAUAAUGCUGGAUAGUGGGUUCAACGUGAAUGUGAAGACCAGGUUGGGAGAGGACACUGUGAUGCACCUCGUUGUGGAACACAUAGACGUCAAGGAGGCCUUCCCAUUGGUGCUCAAAAUUUUAGACUACAACCCGGAUUUGACCAUCAGAAACAGGAAAUUGCGGACUCCUUAUGAUAUUGCCCUGGCCAAGGGUGAAUUUGAGUUGGCAGAGGUUCUAGAUGGGUCCAUGACUCCACAGCAGGCGCGGGAAUAUUACACACAGAAAAUUGCAGCAAUAUAUGGGGCCAAGCUGGUGGAUGCUGUGCUGAGAAGUAACGAACAAGACAUUCAAGACUACAUAAGGCUUGGUGCCGACCCAAAUUAUGUCAAUGAGCAUAAAAAUGGUGCAAUACACUAUGCCAUAACACACUGUGCCCUGCCACCUAAGAAGACUCUGCAACUUUUGAUUGAUGGCAAAGCUGAUGUCAAUCUACAAGACGAUGAAGGGGAUACAGCAUUGAACCUUGUCAUCAAGAGCAGCAAGCUACGGGACAGUGGUCAGAUGUACACAUGCUGUGAACUGUUACUGAACAAUGGUGCUUUGUCAACAUUCAAGGACUUGGAUGGAAAUGAUGCACUAAGUUUAGCACAGAAAAGGAAAUACGACGACAUUGUCAAACUACUUAGUGGGCAGAGGCCAAAGCACAUACAGUCCCCACAGCCACCAAUCACCCAGCCCAAGGUGACACAACCACCACUACCUCUGCCUCCGCCACAACCGCGACUAAAGCCAACAAUACCGACGCCGAGGUUUGUAGUUCAACCAGACCUCGUUGAGGAGGAGGGGGAGGAGUCGCCGAUACCACCCCCCGUCAUGCCACAGGAAGCACUAGUUAAAGCCACAAGGGAGAGGACUCUGGCUGAUGUGGACGAGGCACUGUUUGGGUUGCGGGCCGAUCCUAACAUUCCAGAUGAUACUGGUCUGUACCCUAUCCACCAUGUUCUGAUUCGUGGAGAGUUUGAGAACGAGGAGGACCGUUUGAGUAUGUUAAGAUCCCUCAUAGAGGCAGGUGCAGAUGUGAACAUACAGACUGUCAAUAGUGAAAGCACCCCACUGCAUGUCGCUGCCACAAAGAACCAGGAGCAUGCUGCCCAGGUGUUACUGGAUACACACAAAUGUGACCUAGAUAUGAAAAACAAGCACGGUAAGACUGCAUACCAGGUUGCGGAGGAAGAGGAAUGCCAGGAAGUGAUGGAUGUAAUCGACCGACAUCGACAGCAAGUUAGGGACCGCCUGAAGAAUGCUGCUAAGAAAGCAUCCACUUGUACAUUACUGUGAUUUACCAUGCAACUAUAUAGAUUGGCCAUCAUGUUUCAAAACUGGAUUUAUGGUCACACCUUUAUAGUGAUCGACAAGCAUCCACAACAUUUAAUUGACAAAGCGCAUGAUAAACUGCUACAGUAAACUGCAACAUUUAAUUGACAAAGCGCAUGAUAAACUGCUACAGUAAACUGCAACUGCUAAAAAUGCUUUUUGUUUUCAAUUGUUACCAUAUAACAAAAUUUAAUGCCAAUCUCAGUACAUUAAUAUUUUAUUUAUAAUCACAUUUUUAUCAUGGUCAUUGGACGUCAGCAACAAGCUUUAAAACCAGAGCUGCUUAAAAAGUCACAAAACAAUACUGUCAUUGACAUUCUUGUAAAUGUCAACCAGAAUAAACAGUUCGCUGUGGCGUAAUGGAUAAGGUGUCCGGCUAGUGAUAGGGAGGUCUCGCGUUUGAUUCCCACUGGGAGAGUGUUCUCUAGAUCUUCCCCCAAAGACACCAAGUACUAGUUAUAGGCCCAGGAAAUGGACUCGAGAGCGUUUCUAUGAGCCUGAGGCUUUCGAUGCAAUCAAGCUAAAAUAAAUAGGUUUAAACUAGAAUGAACAGUGAAGAAUUAUCCAUUUAUAGUGAAAGAAACGUUACAGAGCGCUUGCAGACAUAUGAUAUGCUAAGUGUUUCGUACUAUACUGUGUUAUGCGACACAAAAUGUCAGUUGAUAGAGCACAACUUCAUAUUGAUCAAAAUUUAUUGUCAACAUGUAAGGAACUGUAUGAGAAAAGUAUCUGUUUAUAAUAAAAUCUGCAGCAUGAUCGGAAACUAUUCUUAUAAUGGUAUUCAGUUCAACAGAUAAACAUCGCUUAGAGUAGGUUUUUAUUAGAUGUCUCAUUUUAACAAAAAUUUAAACAAAAGAAGUCAAUUAAAACAGGGACCUAUACAAACAAAUUUGUUUGUAUAGGUCCCUGAUUAAAAUCAUUUUUUUCCUGCUAUAUUACUGAGAGGAUAUAUAUCUUGUCUCAAUGUACAUAUCAAAUCUAAACAAAAGCUCUAAUGACAUAAAACCUCACUUUUUGAAAAUGCUUUAAAUAUUGCCAGUCACUAUGGAUGUGUAUGAAAUAAAAUAACAGUAUUAUGUAUAUAACUUAAAACAUGUCAGUCAUGGAAAGUCAUAGAAAUACUGUCUAUUCCCCACACGAGCCACUGAAGUGGUCAAAGUGGCCGUAUUAUACAAUACAUGUAAUUAUGUCUGUAGUGUUGCAUUUAUUUUUCCUGUGAAUACAAAAAGAAGGAAGGAAACAUCAAUUUUCUUAUCUUCUUGAGGGAAUGUUUGAGAAGCUUAAAUAAACUGUCGCCUUUUAUUUGCAAUUCAUUAGAAAUCACAAAGACAUGUUAAAUUAGGACCACAUAUUGAGCUUUAUUUAUCUUAAAAAAAAUCUUUAAACAUUGUAUAUAUAUGUUUACAUCACUGUAUAAAUAAUAAGAAACAUAACUUCUUUGAAAUUCUGUUCAGCAAACCAAAUAUGUAAAUACCGGUAUACAUUAAAUAUAUAUUUGAAAACAUAUAAAUGACAUCAAAUAUUAACUUGAUUUUGUUCAUAAUAUUUGUAAUUCUUUUUUAUUUUCUUUCAUACAAGUGCUUCAUUUUGUUUAUUUUAGUUGUUGAUGUUGUCAUCCCCCCCCCCCCCCAAUAAGUAAAUUGCUAUUCAAUUAAGGUAGCGCACCUCUAAUGAUUUCCCGCGAUUUAUUUUACGAUCAUUGCCGAUCUUCAAUGAUCGCUUAUUUCCGAGAGAUGCAUUUUAUUUUUUUCAAACUUCGAAUUUUGAUAUAUGUUUAACUUAUUCAUUUAGAAUACAUUAUUUUCACUAUAAAUAUUGACUUUGAUCCAAUUAUCAUCUGAAAAAUACGAUUUCGCGAUUUCUUCAAAGAUCAAGCGAGCCUUUUUACCUGUUUACUUAUGCAUAUCUAAUUUAAGGUUGCUCCGAUGUGAAGUUGUCGUGGCCGAGUGGUUAAGGCGAUGGACUAGAAAUCUUUUGGGAUCUUUCCGCGCAGGUUCGAUUCCUGCCGACAUCGCAUACUUUUUGCGACGCGUUUUAUUUCUUUUCUAACGUAAUUUGAUUUAAUAUAGCACAUAAGCUAUGUUUAUUGUUAAAUAUGUUGAAAAUUGUAUGCACAUCCUUCAAUUUUAAAAUUAAAACAACGUUAUGGCUAAAUUGAUUAAUUUACUGCUGAAAAUACGAAUGAUGCAUGUUGCAUUUUUAUUUUUAUUUCAAAAAGUAAACGGUAAAUCUGUCUAUUUUUUGGUAUUUUUGCUGUAUAUAGUGUUUCUACAAAAACUAAGUUUAAAAUAUAACUUAAAUGAUACUAUUUUGAAUUUUAUGACACUUUGUUUUCAACCGACCCAAUUUUUACUUGGCUGAAAUCACUUACAUUUCAUGGCGCUAUUCCAUAGAUUAAAAUUUGUAAAAAAUAAAUGUCUGUAAAAUAAUACUUAUUUCAUCUUGUUUAAACUUUAAACACCUUUACUGCAUCUGUACACACCAACUGCAUGCCCAUAUUUGGAAAUUUGAAUGAAUUAUGGAACUUUUAUAUACCCCAGGGGUGAAAAUAAACUGGACAAAAGCCGAGCGUGAGGGUGGUUUUGAAAAAAUCGAUAUAUUUUUUUAAAAUGCAUGGAAAGCCUACCUACAAAUUUGCAUGUAGUUCAGUGAAAUGAUGCUGAUUAGGAAUAUAAUUAAUUAAAUUAUAUUUGGAUAUGUGCCCAUUAGAGGUGCACUACCUUAAUAUGUGAAUUGUGUUCCAAAUGGUUGAAUUUUCUCUGUUCAAGACAUUAUCUUUUGGUUUGCUCUUCAAAUAUUUAUUUGUAAAACAAGCAAAUGAAUGUCAACAGAAAAAGGAAGAUAAAAAGAAUGUAUUGUUAUUAUUGGCUGGUCCAAUUUGAUAUAUGCAUGCCAUUGUUUGAUAUUUUGCUAUUUCUUCGCAGUAUAUAAAGUGUUGAUUUAAAGGGGCAUUAUCACAGAUUUUGGCAUGUAUUAAAGUUUGUCAUUAAAUGCUUUAUAUUGCUAAAUGUAAACAUUGGAUCUAAAAACCUUAAGUAAAAAAGCAAGAAUACAAUUUAAAAAAAAAAAAAAGUAACCAUCAACAGGGCUUGAAUCACUAACCCC